This is a messenger RNA of Kockovaella imperatae, 1896 nucleotides long. Its product is annotated as PIN domain-like protein. The record is from RefSeq and is a predicted model, not a curated record. Gene Ontology annotation, molecular function: DNA binding; 5'-flap endonuclease activity; 5'-3' exonuclease activity. Bases 1 to 1896 code for a protein of 631 amino acids. NCBI's taxonomy places the organism in Eukaryota, Fungi, Basidiomycota, Tremellomycetes, Tremellales, Cuniculitremaceae. The transcript is spliced from 6 exons. Gene Ontology annotation, cellular component: nucleus; cytoplasm.
AUGGGCAUCCAAGGUCUUCAUAUCUGGAUCAGGCAGGCGCAACCUCAGCUCCUGAAUGUGAUGAAGAGGCGUUGGGCUGAUCCUGGGAUAUCAGGCAAGCGAGUGGCGAUAGACGGAACGCUCCUGACCAAUGCCUUUCACUUGAGUCCGAAGAACGAGACACCAGGACUAGAAGGCAAAGGAGCCAUCAUCGGAUGGUACAACUUAGUGAAAGCUAUGCGUUCGCACGGCGUCAAGCCCGUAGCUGUGUGGGACGAGCGAGGCUCUAGAGCGUGGAAAGCGGUCGAGGCUCGUAAACGGCUAGCUGCUCGACAGUCUCAUCUCGUGCGAAGUCACAAAGAAGACGAUCGAGCGAGCCGGCUGAAAUCGAUGCAAGGUCUCUUCGAAGAGUUUUCCAGUAUGACAGAAACGGAGAGGAAUAUCUUUCAUCGACAUUGGGCAGAUAUGCUACUUCAAACGCUGAACGUGUCGCUGAAUCAGGGGAAGAAGAAGGUGGUGGUGGUGGUGGAGGAGGAGGAGGACGUUCCUGGGGACGCGGUGAUGAUGCCGCCCGCUGGGAAUGACUUGCCCAACAAAUCACCCGUUGAUCAAGUUCAGACCGACUACAAAACGAGUUCCGAGCCUUUGACCCCGAGUCAAGCACAAGAAUCCCUCGACAAGGUCAUUUCAUUUGUCGACUCGUUCAAUGAGGUCUUGGAGGAGUUCACCGCGCAUUAUCGACCGUACUCGAGAUCGUCAAGGGGCAAGAAACUGAGGGACAAGGAGGAUGAAAUGGUCAUUGAACAUGCUGCGACCCUGGAAACGAUCGCAGGGGAGAGCCUGUCGGGAGGUCAGGUGUCAGAGGUCGGUCCGAGGUCAGGGAGAAGAUCGACCGACCCGAUCGAUCAAACCCUACGCGAUCUGGCUCCAGAGGUCGGUGAGACGUCGGCCCAGACAGACUUGACAAGGCGUGAAGGAGAGCUUUUGCAGACUUUUCUCGUCACGCCUCCCGACUACGCUCCGGAGAAGGCGUUCGAUAUAUUGGAUACGCCGACCGAAGGCACGAUCGAAUUGUUAUCGGAGACGGAGAGACAGAGUCGACUGAAUGAACUCACUCUCGAUUCGGAACGUAUGCAGGACAUGAUGAAGAAGCGCUUGGCGGUCCCCACAGCUCAGGAUCAUGCACAGUGUCGAGAAUUAUUGAUCAAGAUGGGUGUCCCGAUCCUGACCGCGGAGAUACCGUACGAGGCGGAGGGCUUGGCGAGUGCACUUGCCAAAGCGAAUCUGGUCGACUUUGUCGGUACAGAGGAUUCGGACGUAUUGGCGUACGAGGCACCACUGCUUCGAGGUGUAUCCGGUGGUCCCAUCACCGCCGUCUCCGGGUCUGAGCUGCGAGAAGCUGUCGACAUGACUUCAUCUACUUUUCUCGACUUUUGCAUCUUACUCGGAACGGACGCGUCUGAUCGUAUACCCGGUGUCGGCCCUGCACGAGCGUUCAAACUCAUAAGAGAACACGGAUCGAUCGAAAACAUCUUGGCCUCGAGCAACAAGUAUACGACGAAAAUGACCGCAGCCGCCAAGAAGGAGUUUAUGAGACAAGUCGAAUUGGCUCGAAAGGUCUUUACAGACCUCCCGGCGAUCCCAGAGGGAGUGGUAUUGGAGCAAGGGGUGUGCGACGAAGCUGCUUUGGACAGGUGGCUGGAGGAUGUUCACGGGCUGAGAUUUGAGCGGGGGCUGGGGUACGUUCUGGAACAAGUACGUCCAUUGCCCAAUGCCCCGCAUCAUGAGUCGUUCAUGGAGGACAUUGUGGAUGAGGACGAGGACGAUAAUGAUAGCAUUUCAUGGGACGAUAUUUUGGCGACGGAGUCGACGGCAUCAUCUGUAUCAUCAUCAUCACCACCACCUGUAUCAUCUUGA